This is a messenger RNA of Capronia epimyces CBS 606.96, 984 nucleotides long. RefSeq lists its product as uncharacterized. The transcript has a single exon. NCBI's taxonomy places the organism in Eukaryota, Fungi, Ascomycota, Eurotiomycetes, Chaetothyriales, Herpotrichiellaceae. The record is from RefSeq and is a predicted model, not a curated record. Gene Ontology annotation, biological process: protein polyubiquitination; ubiquitin-dependent protein catabolic process. The coding region runs from base 1 to 984 and encodes 327 amino acids. Gene Ontology annotation, cellular component: nucleus. Gene Ontology annotation, molecular function: ubiquitin conjugating enzyme activity.
AUGUUUCCAGAAGCCGACGAUGCUUCCAUCCUUGCCGAUGAUCUCACCCAACUUGUCGUGCUCGUUACUGGUGCCGAAGGAACCCCGUAUUCACGAGGACUAUGGCGCUUACAUCUGAAGAUGCCACAUGACUAUCCCAAGAGCCCACCCAAGGCCAUGUUCAAAACGCGGAUUUACCACCCGAACGUGGAGGAAACAACUGGCGCAGUCUGUCUAGAGACGCUGAAAAGAGAUUGGGAUCCCAAACUGACGCUCAAGGAUAUUUUGGUCACCAUAUCCUGUCUGCUGAUUCAGCCCAACCCCGACUCGGCGCUGAAUGCCGCAGCAGGGGCUCUCAUACAAGAAGACUACGAGGCAUUCUCGACCCAGGCAAAGCUUAUGGCAAGCAUUCACGCCCCAAUACCUCGGCAUCUAAUGCGGGCUGUCCAACAGGCCAAGCGGCGGGGCGAGGAGGACGAGGAUGAGGACGAGGACGAGGACAAGACCGAGGUACUAAAGAAAUCUGCGCAAACAGGUGCGCGGACUACACCUGAAGCAAUAGAGGAGGAUAACACGAAAGAGAACGACCCGACUCAAAGAACUACAUCUGCAGUCGGCUCAGGCACCGCCAAUAGAGGAAAACGACCUGUGUCAGACUUGAGUCCACCCGUCGACGCCGAUCAGAGUGAGGGACAGCACAAUGCAGAAAGCGAACCAGGGAAUCCGCGGCUCAUUCAUUCGGACAGCAGCCAGGGGGGACCGGUGAGGAAGUCACCCAAGCUCACGCGCACGGAUGCUCCGAACAGGCAAGAUAGGGCCUUAGCCCAGACACAGUCACAGUCCUCUACAGGUGAAGAAGGAAAGGAGAAUGUCUGUUAUGCCAAGGCCUCGAAUUCCUCCCAAGGCCAAGGGGUUCUCGGAUCGAGGCCAACCGUAUUGCGCAAGGUCUCGAACGUGGGCCCGGGCAGGAAGGGACAAGCACGUGUUGGAAUUCGGCGAUUAUAA